AUGUAUAUCUGUAAAAGAGAGAGAGAAGAAGAACCUUAUAGACAUUAAUUAACCUUAUAUGAAAAGAGAGAACUUUGGCAUACACUCCUUGAAAAUAGAGGGAAUGUGAGUUUAGUGGCAUAGAGAAUGGGAAAAUCUUAGGAAAUAAUAGAGUAAGAAAUAUUGGAGAUAUUUGUCGAAUGUUUAUUAAUAGUUAAUGAUCAUUUGGGAUAAAGCAAGAAUGAAGCAAUAAUUUAGAAAUUGAAAGUAGAAAAUGUAGUCUCUGUAAUAUAAUUGGCUUCUAGAAAUAAUUCCUAUUAUACAAGUGUAAAGAAUCUAAACUUAUUAUUAAAUAUGAUUCAAUGUGCAUUACAAUAGGAUGAUUUGGAAAAAAAUUUGAGAGAUUUAUAAAAAUAAUCUAAAUUUGAAUGUUUAUUUUUUGAGAUAAAAUGCUUAUUUUGGGAUCAAAUAAAUGAUCUAUCAGAUGAAGAGUAACCAUAAAUAGUAGUUGUUAAUAAUGAUGCAUAGACUAAUGGAACAUUUAGGGAUAUAUAUAUAGAUUUAGAUUUACAAUAAGAGGAAUAGAACAAAUAAGACAAGAAGAAUAUGAUAUCAGAUAAGCAAUUUUUAACACAUUUAAAUAAAAUAAUGGCAGAUAAAUAGAUUCCAUAUUGGGAAUAAGUAGUAAUUAGAUGGAAUCUUAUGUAAAAUAUAUUUAAUAAUUGA
Molecule: messenger RNA, 705 nt
Organism: Paramecium primaurelia
Lineage: Eukaryota; Ciliophora; Oligohymenophorea; Peniculida; Parameciidae
Source: the annotation of a GenBank genome assembly